Messenger RNA from Fragaria vesca subsp. vesca, 3482 nucleotides. RefSeq names its product serine/threonine-protein phosphatase 4 regulatory subunit 3-like. Gene Ontology annotation, molecular function: protein phosphatase activator activity. Gene Ontology annotation, cellular component: nucleoplasm; protein phosphatase 4 complex. The coding region runs from base 133 to 2766 and encodes 877 amino acids. NCBI's taxonomy places the organism in Eukaryota, Viridiplantae, Streptophyta, Magnoliopsida, Rosales, Rosaceae. The record is from RefSeq and is a predicted model, not a curated record. Gene Ontology annotation, biological process: protein dephosphorylation. The transcript has 25 exons.
CGGGGGUAAUAGACACUUGCGCAGAGAGGAAUAAAAAGCGGAGAGAGAGAGAGAGAAGGAAAGUGAGAGAGAAAUUUCGAAGCUCCGAUUCAGUCUCUCGCCGAAUUCCGGCUCCGAAUUCGAGUCGCUACCAUGGGGGCUCCGGAGAAAUCACAGACCAACUCCAAUUCGAUGCAGCGUGUUAAGGUCUACCGUCUGAAUGAAGAUGGGAAGUGGGAUGAUCAGGGAACUGGGCAUGUCACUAUAGACUAUAUGGAGAGGUCUGAAGAACUGGGUUUGUUUGUUAUUGAUGAAGACGAUAAUGAGACAUUACUUGUCCAUCGUAUCAGCUCAGAUGAUAUUUACAGAAAGCAAGAAGAUACAAUUAUCUCAUGGAGGGAUCCUGAGUAUUCUACAGAAUUAGCACUCAGCUUCCAGGAAUCUACAGGCUGCUCUUACAUAUGGGACAACAUAUGCAGUGUGCAGAGGAAUCUACAUUUUAAUUCUCUCAAUAAUGAGACAUUUCACAAUGCAAACAGUGAGUUAAGGGAGCUGCCUGCAAUUGAGCUAUCUACACUCCCUAUUAUCCUUAAGACUGUGGCUGAGAGUGGCAUUGCUGACCAGAUGCGACUGACAGAACUGAUAUUAAGUGAUCAAGAUUUUUUCCGUAAGCUUAUGGGCUUAUUUAGAAUCUGUGAAGACUUGGAAAAUGUUGAUGGUCUUCACAUGCUAUACAAAAUAGUAAGAGGGAUCAUUCUGCUGAAUAGUCCUCAAAUCUUUGAGAAAAUAUUUAGUGAUGAUUUAAUCAUGGACAUAAUCGGUGCCCUUGAGUAUGAUCCUGAAGUACCUCAAGUUCAACAUUACCGUAACUUUCUAAAAGAGCAUGUUGUUUUCAAAGAGGCCAUACCGAUUAAGGAUUCUUUGGUUCUGUCAAAGAUACACCAGACGUACAAAGUUGGUUAUUUAAAGGAUGUUGUCUUGGCCAGAGUGUUGGAUGAGGGCACAGUUGCAAAUCUCAAUUCAAUAAUUCAUGGAAAUAAUGCUAUUGUUGUUUCUCUGCUAAAGGACGACAGUACGUUUAUUCAGGAAUUGUUUGCUAGGUUAAGGUCACCAUCGACCUCCGCAGAAUCUAAAAAGAAUUUGGUAUAUUUCUUGCAUGAGUUUUGUAGUCUGAGCAAGAGUCUGCAGAUGGUUCAGCAGCUUCGGCUAUUUAGGGAUCUUAUGAAUGAAGGAAUCUUUGACAUUGUGAGUGAUGCUUUGCAGAGUCAAGACAAAAAGCUUGUAUUAACUGGGACAGAUAUUCUCAAUCUUUUCAUGAACCAGGAUCCAAACCUUCUUCGUACCUAUGUUGUUCGCCAGGAAGGAAUUCCACUUUUAGGUCUCUUGGUUAAAGGAAUGAUUACAGAUUUUGGAGACAGCAUGCACUGCCAGUUUCUUGAAAUUCUUCGCAGUCUACUAGAUUCGUACACAUUGUCAGGAGCACAGAGGGAUACAAUUAUCGAGAUUUUUUAUGAGAAGCAUCUUGGUCAGUUGAUUGACGUUAUAACAGCAUCGUGUCCUUCUGAAGGGAAUGCUCAGUUGUCUUCAUGCUCUGGCGAAAGAAUUGAAACUCAGACUGUCGCGAAGCCUGAAGUACUGUCAAACAUAUGCGAAUUGCUUUGCUUUUGUGUUCUACACCAUCCAUACAGAAUAAAGUGUAACUUUCUUUUAAAUAAUGUUAUAGAUAAAGUUUUGCUGCUUACUCAAAGAAGGGAAAAAUAUCUAGUUGUUGCUGCAGUUCGAUUUGUUCGCACCAUACUUUCCCGUCAUGAUGAACAUCUGAUAAGUCAUAUUGUGAGGAACAACCUUCUCAAGCCAAUUGUCGAUGCUUUUGUUGGUAAUGGCAAUCGAUAUAACCUGCUCAACUCAGCUGUUUUGGAACUUUUUGAGUACAUCCGGAAGGAAAAUCUGAGAUCUUUGGUUAAAUACUUGAUUGAUUCAUUCUGGACUCAGUUGGUCAAAUUUGAGUUUUUGGCGUCCGUUCACGCUCUCAAAGUUAAACAUGAGCAGUUCCUAGAAAGUUUUGGAACGAAAGGAAUCGUUAAUGUGGCAGAGAAUAGAAAACGAGGUGACGAGCGUGCUUUGGAGAAAGAAGAAGAAGACUAUUUUAAUGAGGACAGUGACGAAGAAGACACAGCUUCUGCAUCCAUGUCAAAUGCCCAGAAAGUACAGACACAACCUCAAGCUGUUUUAUCCAAUGGAGUUGCUGCAAGCCAACCACCAUCCAGGGUUGGGCUGGUAGACUAUGAUGACGAUGAGGACGAUGAAGACUAUAAGCCCCCGCCCAAGAAGCAGCCUGAUGCUUCCGAGGAAGAAGAAGGUACAAUGGAGUCCCUUAGAUUGAAGAGGAAAUUGGCUUCAAAGGAUAGGGAGCCUGAGCUAACAAAGAGGCAACGGUUGGGUAAAAACUCGAAGCCAAAAGAAAGUGUUUUUGCUGCUUUUUGUACGACUGUAAGCCAGUCAGUGCUACCAAAUAAGAAAGCUGCAAUCAGCAUGCAUUGUAGUCAAACAGCUGAUGGGGUUAAGAACUCGGAUGAGAAACAUCAAGAGAAUGAUAGUGCUGCUUCUAGGAGCUGUUCCGAUAACAACAGUUCAGAUGAGGAGGAUCGUAAGGAGAAUGAGCCCACUAGUUCUAGAGGCUCCACUGAUUGCUUGCAAGGAACUUUGGAGAAUAGACAGUUGGGCGCAGAGGACUGCCCGUUGAUACCACCGAAAUCCUCACCGGAAAUGGCUGUAAAUGGGUCGUAACUAAAAUAGCCGUCGGGGUUAUUAGUUUGUGCUCUUUAUUCAACUUGGGAUAUGCUUGGUUUCUCGAAAGUGGUCCAGGCAAACUUAUUUUGGAAGAUAAUGAGUGAACUGACAGAAGAGGAUGAAUUUGGUCUAUGGCUUCCAUCAUGAUGGUAGGAGCAAAUACUGUAUAGUGCCAUCGCAAGGGGCUGAAAGAUGAAAAGAAAAUCAUACUCACAAUGUGGGCGGUAUCUACUCUUCACUCGGCCUUUUGGGGCUUGAAGUAUUUGCUUAUGUAAAACAUAUCAUCAGCAUUGACUUUCUAUAUCCAAUUUUCUCUUUGCUUUUCUUCACAAGUUGCUCUCUUGAUUUUGCUCAUUUUUCGGCUUUGUGAUAGUAAGGGCACAAUUAGGUGCACCAUGUGGUGCUUUGCCCCUUUGAUAAGUUCUUUUUGUGGUUUUGAGGUUAUGGUUACUAUAGAGAUAGGAGGGGGUUAGCGAGUGGGUUAGGGGCCAAUUUUCUGAAAUGUAGGAGUGGAACUUCAUUUUGUAGACGAGUGUACAUUAGUUGUUGACCAUAUAGUUAUGGGAAAAAGCCUUUUGGAAAGGAUGUAUCCCUUAAUUGUAUUUAAGCCUAAAUCAGGUGCAGUUGUAUUGAUUUCUUCCACUUGGGUACGCUGUUUGGAAUUCAAAUUUUUCUGUCGCCGUGGUUUAUGAAUGAGCAUAACGGGUACAGAA